CGCGCUGCGGCUCGGCUCGUGGACCGUGGUGGUUUGUCAGUCAUUCGUUGUGGCUGAUUGUGGCCAUUUGCCGAUUUGCCUUUUCUCGUGCGCACGUAGCGCCGCGGUAAUAAUAAUAAUACCAGAGGGAUAAUACUUAAGUAAUCGGGCGGAUUGUUGAUCGUCGUCGAUCGUCAUGGAACAAGAUCUACAUUUUUCACACGAGGUUUAUAAAAACGAUCCCUUGUUAUUCAAGAGUUACAUCGGAAUGGAAGUGGACAUUUUAACCGUGGAUGGCGACACGAUAUCUGGUAUUGCAUACACCGUCGAUCCGGUAUCGAAAAGUGUGGUGGUGGUAUCAUUGCCAGAAGGCCGUCAACGAACCGGCUUGAAAAUAGUAUUUGGUCAUACGAUAAAAAGUAUAUCGAUUUGCUCGAACGAACCGUGUCGUCGCCGUCAGAUUCCAGAAUUAUUUACGAACGCGCCAAAAGAUAUCGUUCGAACUAUGUUGGAAACGAGGAAAGCAGCUGCGAUCGGAAUACUCGUAGAAAAUAGAUUUCCAGUAAAAGAGCAGAAUGAUAUUUUAACGAUCGAGGAUGUACUUUCGAUAAAACCACCUUACGAACCUACCGAUUGCAUUUCCGCCAACAGCAUCAUUUUAAGUAGAAUUCAAAACAUCCUUUCGCGCAUACCUACAAACUCGACAGUUUAAUAGUCAUCCCUCGCGUCACGUACCUUUAAUCGUAACCGUUACGCCUUACGUGUGCGUGCUUACUUGCGUGCGUGCGUACACACACACACACGCGCGCGCGCCAGUAGUCAUAAAGAAUACACAGGCUUGUCUAUUCUCUUGAAAAGGUCAUCACCUUAUCUCUUUUAAUACAAGUCAUAUUCAUUCGUUUACCAUAAAAUAUUCUUUUAUUUCGCGCAUGUGUCAUAUAAUUCUUUUUCAAUUAGUGAAUGCGUGAUACGUCGUUGAAAAUAUACAUCGAAAUAACAAUUUUUUGUAAUAACAAUAUAAUGAAAUAAAAAUACGCGCACGGCGCUUCUUCCCAACA
Ceratina calcarata is the source of this 1037-nucleotide messenger RNA. RefSeq names its product gem-associated protein 6. Gene Ontology annotation, biological process: spliceosomal snRNP assembly; spliceosomal complex assembly. Lineage: Eukaryota; Metazoa; Arthropoda; Insecta; Hymenoptera; Apidae. The record is from RefSeq and is a predicted model, not a curated record. The coding region runs from base 176 to 691 and encodes 171 amino acids. Gene Ontology annotation, cellular component: nucleus; SMN complex. The transcript is spliced from 2 exons.